AAUGUCAAAUCAAAUCACUUUUAAAGCUAUUUUACACACACAAUACAAAAACGCAACCUUAUUAACAUUUUUAACCCAAACGAAGGAGAUAAUUGAUUGAGAAGAUGAAGAGUCAGUAUCUGCACGUUCUACUAAUUUUCAAUAUACUAUUUCUAUGCAGAAUUCAAGACUUUAUUGCUAUACCCAUAUCGACGUCGUUGACACCCUCAAACGCUACAAUUGCACAUCGAGACUUGGAAUUAAAGGCAAACUUAAAUACUUCCAGCACAUCCAUUUUGAAAACAACAAGUACGCAAAAACUUGAUAAAAAGAAAUUGAGACUAAAAGUCCGAAGUGAUGACACAGUCAAAGACGAAACAUUCCUUUCAAUAUUCCAUAAGAGGCAGAAACUAGGCGACAACUCGAAACGAUUUCCCUGGAAGGAUAUGCGUAGACUUGAAGUCAACCCCACUCCUAGUCUUAAUUAUUAUCCACCAAAUUUUCCUCUAAGUACUGUUUGCAUGGGUAGCACAAUUCCAUAUGGCGAAUACAAGAUCAUGGAUUGGAUUAAACGUGAAAGAUACAGCUUUCUACUUCAAGAACGUCCAUUCUAUAUUUCUCUUCGACGGCAAAUGUAUGAAAAUGGGAAUUCCGAGGAAUGCCAUACUCCCGCAUAUAAUAAAUUUUAUCCAUAUAUACAAUGUGCACUGAUACGCCAUCAGAGAAUGGAGUUCGAAGUGCCCAGAUAUCCAGUGCAUCAAAAGGAUCACCCUAUGAAUAAAAAUAGAUCUGCCACUCUGCCUAUGAAUAAUUAAUAUUUGUUGUAAAUUCACUUAUUGCGUCAGACUAGUUUCAAACCUUGAACUUAAUCUAUUGAAAUAAUCCUCAACAUAAAAUAAGCAAUUUACUU
Drosophila albomicans is the source of this 889-nucleotide messenger RNA. RefSeq lists its product as uncharacterized. The coding region runs from base 105 to 794 and encodes 229 amino acids. The record is from RefSeq and is a predicted model, not a curated record. The transcript is spliced from 2 exons. NCBI's taxonomy places the organism in Eukaryota, Metazoa, Arthropoda, Insecta, Diptera, Drosophilidae.